This is a messenger RNA of Aspergillus aculeatus ATCC 16872, 1468 nucleotides long. RefSeq lists its product as uncharacterized. The record is from RefSeq and is a predicted model, not a curated record. Gene Ontology annotation, molecular function: oxidoreductase activity, acting on the CH-OH group of donors, NAD or NADP as acceptor. NCBI's taxonomy places the organism in Eukaryota, Fungi, Ascomycota, Eurotiomycetes, Eurotiales, Aspergillaceae. Bases 189 to 1262 code for a protein of 357 amino acids. The transcript has 5 exons.
ACUACCGGUAUUCAAGUAUUAUUUACACUUCCCCCGCUUUUCGCGUCUUCCAUCUCGAAUCAGGGGCCUCCGCCCCAGAUCACCGUGGAUCAUUUAUAUUCGGGAAGGUAGGAGACCCUCAGGAUCUGUACUAUCACUACAAUCUGCGUUUCUCGGUUGUGUGCAAUUUUCGCCUAACGACCAGGAGAAUGGGUACCCCAAGGAGAAGCUUCCUCCCUCGCGAGGGAUUGUAUAUUGAUCCGAUUAUCAUGGGCCUACGCAAGACGAUUCUCCAUCCCGGUUUCAGCAUCCCUGCCUGGUGCGUUGCGCAGCGGGCGGGGAUAGCGUCACCACUCUACACGCAAGUUGCUCAAUACCUCGCUAUGGCCAGCGUCCUCCUCUGGCUCAACACGUAUCUCAGUGUGAAAAGCCGAAACAACUGGACCAUCGAUCAUAUGUGGGAUGAUGACUGGACGAAAGAGAUUGUGGUGGUCACUGGGGGUAGUGGCGGGCUGGGGGCCGGGGUCGCUCAGCGACUAGCGGCUAUGGGAGCCCGUGUAGUGGUCGUCGAUAUUAUCCCUUUAACUUAUUUGCCUGAGAACGACCGCAUCACCUAUUAUAGAUGUGAUUUGAGUGAUGAGAAAGAGAUCGCAUCCUUAUGCGAAAAGGUUCGAUCCGAGAUUGGCGAUCCAUCGGUCUUGGUCAACAAUGCCGGCCUCUCGCGCGGUCAAACCGUAGCGGAGGGGACGUACCACGAUAAUAGUAUCACCUUCAAGACGAACCUCCUCGCCCCGUUCCUUCUGACCAAGGAAUUCCUUCCCGGCAUGAUCCGCCGCCAGCAUGGCCAUAUUGUCAACGUCUCCUCGAUGAGCGCCCAUAUUCCUCCCGCGGGACUGGCGGACUACGCGGCUUCAAAGGCCGGGUUGAUCGCGUUUCAUGAGUGUCUAUCUCAAGAGCUCAAAUUUCGCCACAAUGCUCCCAAAAUUCGAACCUCGCUUUUAGUCCUGAGCUUUACCAAAACCCCAAUGUUCAAGGGGGAAACCAACCAAUCCCAUUUCUUCAUGCCGCUGUUGCAUGCGGACACGGUGGUGGAUGCGAUCGUUGACACUCUGGUGGGUGGGUUGAGUAGGACCAUUUUCUUACCGGGGAUCUUUCGGCUUUUUGCUGGAUUGCGAGGUGCGCCGGAAUGGUUCCAGACUUUAAUCCGAGACGGCUCGCAAUCCUUGGCGGUGGACUUUAAAGGCCGGCAAAAAAUCGAUCCGGUUGCGGGAAAGCUUAUCUAGGGUUGAUGAUAUCAUUUCCGAUGAAUAGCAGGUGUGGAUAGGAGAUUGUGUAGCUAUGAUGUAUUGUGUUAAAUUGUCGAUAGUAGACGGGAGCUGUGCCGUGACCGGAACAGUCGGCCCACGCCCGGGCGGGGUCCGGAACGCACCCGACAUACUUCCUGGAUUGAGUGCAAUAAGAAGACCCUACCUCUUUUGCCCGGAGGUUA